AUGCCCUUUGCCAGCCUCCGCAGUCGACCUGCGACAGGCGAUAGCAGCAAGAACCACCGUCACACAAUCUUCGAUGCCUCGCCUCCACCGAAACGAGAGGCAAGAGAGAAGGAUGGCAAACUCGGGGAUCGCAGGAGUGUGCACCUGCCCAAGUUUAACUCGAUGGAUUUCGGGCCGCCCCUCAUGGCCAAAGAAGAAGCCACCCCCUCCUCGCGACCAUCGAUACAAGUAGACCCGGCAGAGCCAAGCGACAGCCGCGCAACAGAGAGCGUUUCAGUAAGCACGACUGCUACGAGAGACGACGAUGCCGCGUCCGUGAUCGAGACGCCGGUCGAAGAGCCCUCGCGACCAAGUCUUGUGGUGCCAGACGCCGAUCCCAAUACUCGCCCGAAGCGAUUCUCUCUGCUGAGGUUCAAGAAUGCGUCGGAUUCACAGCUCUCCUAUCGGUUCAAGAAACCGGCAGUGGAUGCAGAUGACAUUCCCCCCACUCCCGCGAUCAUAAAGACGGCCCCUACAGUCGAUGCCACGGCCCAAGAUCCCGACAAGUCUAUACAAAAGCUGUUCGCACGUCGAGCACCCAGCCCAUUUCGGCGGAACGGUCCCACCAAGGGGACCAUGCGUGGCUUUGAAUCAGUGCCGGAGGGGCACAGCACUGUCGCUGCCUCAACGCCGAACCUUGGUGGCUCGGUAGAUGGGUCGGUGGACCAGGACCGCACCCAAGCCAGCUCCCAAGGUCCUCCUGCUUACGGAGACACAGCGGGCUCGCAGCUUGCCAUACCAAUCGAACGACUUUCCGACCACUCCUCGCGGUCAGAUGGAAGCUCAGGCGAAAGGCUGUAUGCAAGAACGACUACCACCCAAAUUACACAUACCACCACGACCUUCUUUAAGCUGAAGCGGCGGAAGAAAGACAAGGGACCUCUCUUUCCGCUGCCGGAGAAAGUGCAACCCACCUCAGAGCGUCCCAGUUUCUCAACGGCUGGCUUCGAGGGUGGCCGCUCGUCCAUGUCUCCUAGCAGGAAGUCGACCUCUGCCGUCAGAUUUCGGGAUGCAGAUUCGGGUGCUGCCUCGCCAACCCAUUCCAUGACAGCCUUGACGAAUGCACCUUUUGGCUCCCCAGGACCAUCAAUUCUGCGCAAGGAGUCGACGCACUCUGGCCACUCCACUCCUCCUACAUUGAUACCUCCUAGACUAGGUGCACGAGGCCGUUCGUCGACAUUGAGCUCGCUUCACAAAUCAGCAGAGCGACUCGUUGACCAAACACAGCCCGGCUCAACUCGCACCUCUACUUCAACGACAGGCAGAAGAAGUUUCGGUGAUCUGCUCUCGCUUCCACACCGGCUGAGACAGAACUCGGCGCCUCCACGGCAUGCUAACAGCACGCCGGGGACGCCGGCUUCCAAGUCGAACUCGCUACAGAUACCGCGAGAGGAAGUCCCUGAAUUGAUCUACCCGAAACGUGAUGAGUCUGAUACGCCUGCUUCCUACCUUGAGAGGCUGGAAGCUGCCAUCCCGCGAGGCUCGAUGGCAACAGUCCUGUGCAAGACUGCUGAUGAAUUCUCCAAGACGUGUCUACGGAAGUACAUGCGUGGUUUCUCGUACUUCGGAGAAUCUGUCGACAUGUCCAUCAGGAAGAUGCUGAUGGAGGUCGAACUCCCCAAAGAAACACAACAGAUCGACCGCCUACUGGCCGGCUUCGCUGAUCGAUACUUCGAAUGCAAUCCUGGCAUAUUCGCGUCUACCGAUGAGACCACCUUCGUCGCAUUCUCAAUCCUGCUUCUACACUCUGAUACUCACAACAAGAACAACAAGAGGAAGAUGACAAAGCACGAUUACUUCAAAAACACCCAGCAAGGUCCCGUCACGAUAUCCAGCGACAUACUCGACUGCUUCUACGAUAACAUCUGCUAUACGCCCUUCAUACACUUUGAUGACGAGGUCGCAGUCAACAGCCAUCGUCUAUCUGCACCGCGGCCAAAGAAGAGUCUGAUGAAGGUUAAGAGCUCAGAGAAGCUUAGAGGGCCUGUGGAUCCAUACUUGCUGAUUCUUGACAACAAGCUGGAAGUCCUGCGGCCUCCGAUAAAAGAGAUUCUAGAUAUUGAGGAUACUUACAAGGCUACCGGAACUGCUCCAGCAUUCGAUAUACCUGAGCUGCAUCGGGCAUUCUUGAAAUCCUCAGUCCUGCAGAUUGUGUCAGCGCGAUCGCGCCCGGAUGCUUUCAUGUCUCAGGCAGGUAUUCACAAUCCCGGCGAGGCACAGGCAGGUCUGGUCAGCAUAAAGAUUGCUAAGGUCGGCCUAUUGUGGCGCAAGAAUCCCAAGAAGAAGAAGACGUCGAGUCCAUGGCAGGAAUGGGGCGUUCUGAUCACGGACUCGAAGCUAUACUUCUUCCGUGAUGUCGGGUGGAUCAAGAGAUUGAUCGCUCAGCAAGACCAGCAUGCGAAAGUCGGCAACAAGACAACGGCAUUGAUCUUCAAGCCACCCGUACAUGACUUCAAGCCUGAUGCGCUCAUUUCUGUGGACGAUGCAGUAGCACUGUACGAUACAAGCUAUAAGCGGCACAAAAAUGCUUUGGUACUACAGAAGCAUGGCAACUUGGAGGAAGUGUUCCUUGCGAAUUCUGAGGCAGAUCGAAAUGACUUCAUCCAGAAGAUCAAUUAUGCGUCAACGUUCAGAUCAGCCGGCGUCCGCAUGCGAGGUUUGCUCGGAACGGGCUAUGAAGGCAGGCAGCUUUUCCGCAAGGACUCGGAAGUCUCGAACAGAAGUGCAGAAACUGCAAAGAAUGCCACACCCAUGUCGCCUUUCCAAGACCCACAGGCUGCAUGGGAGAUCAUGUUCUAUCGUCGACAACUUGUGCAUGAGAAGCUCAGCGAGUGGGACGAGCGGAUCGCAGUCGCGCAGAAAGAGCUGGAUGCUCUGCUUAGGAAUGCAAGAGGCCUGGCACUAUGUCUGCCGAUCCAGCAGAAGACAAGAGAGUCUGUCGUGCUCGCCGCUGGGCGGAUGACUGCGAAGCUGAAAUGGGCGCGCGUUGAGCUAUGGCGGCAGAAGACGCAUCGUGAGAUCCUAGCCAUGGACUUGGAGCAGGAGUCCGCCACCGAUUUCCCAGCACCCAAGGGCACUCCUCAGAAGUUGACGCCUCUAAAGUCAAGCCAGCAGAGUCUGACCCGGACGGAUACCGAUGGCACCAACUUGACCUUAUCGCCCACGUCGACGAAGCCGAUGACUAGUCGUCGGGCCUCAUUGACACCUCUUGAGCAACCAUUGGACGGGACUGCGGAAAGGCCGACGUCGAUGCAUGGGAGUCCAAAGGCUAUCCAGGAGGCAUUUCCCACUGGCAGACGCGAGUCGCGACCUGAGAUCGUGCCCCAUGACAGCAUCCUCUCGCAGCGAGUCAUCCCAGAAGAGCAAGAAAACAAGAUCGAUGCAGGUGAAGAGCGCGUGCUACGGGAAGCUGGUUUGCUUGGCGUGGACGGUGACGUGUCAAAGAGCAAGGAGAAGCGCCCAGACACGAGUGAGUCCGAGCGAGACCGCGUCGGUGCUAUCUCGCCAUCUUCCGACCACUUCCUACGAGAUCGAGGCACCAGCGUUCGUCGCAGUCUACAACGAAGCCUUCGCGAGCACAGCCAUCCACACCACGCAUCGCCAUCCUCGCACCGGCACAAGAAGGCGCGCGAAUCAGGGUCUAGCGCUAUCACUGAGGACGGGAUCAAGAGCACGCAUAGUGGUGAAAGCGAAGAGCUCCGUCGCGGUACAGGCAGCUUCAUUCUCCAUGGUAAGAAAGCUAGUGUCAUUACCAUGGGAGAUGAGUGGCGGAACAUGACUGCCGAGGAGCGCAUUCAGAUGCGAAACAAGAAUAAGGUGGCAGAGGAUGGCAUCGCCGAUGACGGAACCGCCAGCAUUGCUUCGCGAGCCAGUAGUAGGCUGGGCGCGGCUAGUCUUGCAGGGAGCAGCAUCAGAGAGGGUAACGAUACUCGCAUGAGUGUUGCUACGGCAGCGGAUGAGUUUGUGGACGCGAAGACGAGCUUUGAUGGGAAAGGCAAGGGUAGGGAUAGCUUGUUCGUGGAUGCAAAGGACUUUCGCAGCAGUAUGGAUAGUCGAAGCAUUCGGGAGGAGAGUGACGAGGACGGGUCGGACGCCGAAGACGAGACGAUGAUGCAGGUGGAGAAGAAAGACCUCGACGAGGAAGAUGAUCUGGACUUGACGACUACGAAUUCUACAGGGGCGCCUGGGCCGGCUGUAUCACACUGA
Cyphellophora attinorum is the source of this 4245-nucleotide messenger RNA. RefSeq names its product Protein transport protein sec73. The transcript has a single exon. Bases 1 to 4245 code for a protein of 1414 amino acids. Gene Ontology annotation, molecular function: guanyl-nucleotide exchange factor activity. Gene Ontology annotation, biological process: regulation of ARF protein signal transduction. The record is from RefSeq and is a predicted model, not a curated record. NCBI's taxonomy places the organism in Eukaryota, Fungi, Ascomycota, Eurotiomycetes, Chaetothyriales, Cyphellophoraceae.